Messenger RNA from Vanrija pseudolonga, 2106 nucleotides. RefSeq lists its product as uncharacterized. NCBI's taxonomy places the organism in Eukaryota, Fungi, Basidiomycota, Tremellomycetes, Trichosporonales, Trichosporonaceae. The coding region runs from base 1376 to 1885 and encodes 169 amino acids. The transcript has 2 exons. The record is from RefSeq and is a predicted model, not a curated record.
UUCCUUUACAUGUUCCUCACCGCCGUUCCGAGACUCCGAGCCAACCGCCGGGAGGGGAUUAUACACGUCGUACGCGGACGCCGCAGCCGGGCACGCCGGUCCACUGCCGACGCGCGACGCGCCACGCACCCCCACUCCGCCACUCACACUCGCCUACAAAUCAAUCUCAGUCCCGGGCCACGCGACGUCGGAACGCCAGUGAUGCGUGUUGACCGGGUCGAGCUGAUACACAUUCACCUCGAAGAAGCGGUUGUGCGCGCCACAGCGAAAGUUCUUAAACCUGGCGGCGCGGGGUCAGCAUUCACCUCACGUUGACGCACGAGUUGAGUUUCUUAAAGUUGGCGUCCACGAGCGCUUUCUCGCCGACCUCGACAAACCCGGCGUCCCCGGGCGUGAAAUACCGCCUGCUCUCGAGCGGGCCGUAGUUGACCUGCCGCGCGAGCUGGACCGCGAACGGCGCGGAGUCGAGCGCGGGCGAGGUGUCGAGGUCGAUGUCGGGGUUGGGCGAGGCCCACGACAUGAACUCUUUGAAGAGGCGCUCGUGGGUCAGCGUCUUGGGCCGGUACGGCGUGAUGCUUGUGCAGCAGAAGAGCGGGGCCAUGGUGUGUGUGUGGGGGUGAGUGGCGAGUGGCGAGUGGCGAGGGCAGAGGGAUCACAGCGUCGCGGCCUUCCUUAUACCCCCCGUGUCCGUCCUGCUGUUCGACAACGACGACGGCUAGUGUGUGAACCCCACAAGCCCAUACCUUGCCGUGUAGGUGCAUAGGUGGUAACUCGCUCGUGCUGGUUGCGGUCGCGACGCAAGGAUUCCUGCAUACCACACCUCCAUGCCGCUCUCUCGCCGUCGUCCACGGGGACAUACCGCACUUGGAUUGGGGGCUCGGACGAUGACAGCAGCGCGGUGUGGCCAAGGCAGCGAGCGCAUCACAGCUGUCUUGCAGUAGAUACAUAGUGAACGUAUCCCCCCUGGCGUGCCCCUGCGUCCGGUAGAGCUGCACUGCGAGCUUCACAGUGGCUUCGUUUGGGCUGGGCUGGCGAAACAGCCGACGCGAGUGCCGCGGGUCCGGGGCCAGUGGCACCCCGCUCUCAACACCUCGCUCCUCUCGCUCCUCACAAGCCAAGUUGCCCCAGUCCCAUCAUCAAUCCAGCAGUAUGCGCAGCUCCUCGACGCAUGGAUCCGGCUCCAGUCGACGCCAGCCCCGACCGACCGCCGAGCCCUUCCCCGCACCACGGCGGCACCCCACACCCUGCUGCGCCACCGGCGAGCCAAGCCCUCCACCAGCCAGCGAGAUCACCCCGGCGUCUGCCAUCGAUCUCUGUAUAAUUCCCGUCAGACGUCCAACUCGCAUCAUCAUCUCCACGUAGUCUUCCCACCGCCAUGCUGAUGGCCAUUACGCUCCUCUCGGCCAUCAUCCACGCGCUCCUCGCCGCCGGAGCGCCGUCCCCGAUCAAGCGCGGCGCCGCCCUCGCCUCCUCGCGCGCCGUGCUCGCGCCGCUGUGGUCCGAUCCGAGAUGCAGCACCCACUGCACGAUCACGAGCGUUGUCGACGCGAGCUGCUGGCAGGCCGACGAGCUGUGUCUGGCCGUGUGCGACACCACAGCCUUCACGGCCCUCCUAGCCUGCCUCUGGUGUCACCGCGACGCGCGCACCCUGCCCCCCUCAGCAGCAGGCGCUUACGUCGACGCCCUCCUCCUCGACUGCAGCGCGCUCGGCACGCCGCUGCGCGUGGACGAGGCGCUCGCGCGUGCGCUGCUCCGCGUCGGGUCGAGCGAGGCAAGGCUCUACGCCGAGCUGUAUGCCAGCGACCGGCUGGUGCUGCCCGCUCCCGCUGGGGUCGACUUGGCCGAGCUGGGACUGCUGGCUGAGGCGGCACCGACGGCCAGCUAGGUUGUCGAAGCUGGGGGACACAAACAACGAAGAAAAAACGCCGUCAGAGGCCCUGUGGCGCCUGGCGACGCCUCGCCGCCUCCACUCCUUCUCUUCUCGGCUCACGGAGAGGCGUCAGGGAGGUUAGGGGAUCGACUGUGCGCGCUGCUUGCGUCGGGGGCCAGCUGGCCGGUUGGGUCGCCCGAAUCGCCCUGGGAACACUUUGGAUCUCAGUCAUCGCA